Molecule: messenger RNA, 1521 nt
Organism: Dracunculus medinensis (Guinea worm)
Lineage: Eukaryota; Metazoa; Nematoda; Chromadorea; Rhabditida; Dracunculidae
Source: the annotation of a GenBank genome assembly
CGAAAAAGGCGCACUUUAAGUGAAAGUGCAGUGCUUGGAAAUGGUGCAACAAAAUGCAGUCACAGUUGUGAUAUUCCUUUAUAUUAUUCUGAAUCAGAUGAUAGCGAGGAAUAUAUUGAAUCAUCGCAAACUGUGUUUAUUACUAUAAUCUUAAUGAAGAAAAAAUUCCAUUUUUAUUUAUUUAUUUAUAUUUAUUCAGAUUAUGCCACCUUUAAUGUCGAUAUGCAGACGGAUUCCAACCACGAUACUGCCUUAACUCUGGCUGCAACUGGAGGUCAUGCUUCGUUAGUUCAGUUACUUAUUUCGCGUGGUGCAGAUAUUGAGCAUAAGGAUAAAAAGGGUUUUACUGCUUUGAUUCUCGCAGCAACAAGUGGUCAUGCGAAUGUUGUCGAAAUUUUACUUAAUGUGGGUGCUAACAUUGAAGCUGAAUCUGAACGUACUAAAGAUACCGCUUUGUCAUUAGCUUGUUCUGGUGGUCGAAAAGAGGUUGUGGAAUUACUUUUGAAACGAAAUGCAAAUAAGGAACAUCGUAAUGUCAGUGAUUAUACUCCCUUAUCUUUAGCAGCCUCAGGAGGUUAUGUCGGUCUUAUCAAUAUGCUUUUGAACGCGGGUGCAGAAAUCAAUUCUCGAACUGGAUCAAAGCUAGGAAUAUCACCCUUGAUGUUAGCUGCAAUGAAUGGUCAUACUGCUGCCACAAAAGUCUUACUUGAACGAGGAUCAGAUAUCAAUGCUUAUAUUGAAACCAAUCGAAAUACUGCCUUAACUUUGGCGUGUUUUCAAGGACGUGCUGAAGUGGUUAAACUUCUUUUAGAUUACAAUGCAAAUGUGGAACAUAGAGCUAAAACUGGUUUGACUCCAUUAAUGGAAGCUGCGAAUGGUGGAUAUGUGGAAGUUGGGGAAUUAUUGUUGGAUGCUGGUGCAGACCCAAAUACUGCUCCUGUUCCAACGAGUCGUGAUACUGCAUUAACGAUUGCAGCUGACAAAGGACAUCAUAAAUUCGUUGAGCUUCUUAUUCAUGCUCAUGCUCAGAUUGAGGCGCGUAAUAAAAAGGGUUGCACUGCUUUGUGGUUGGCCUGUCAUGGCGGUCAUAUCGAGACGGUUCAGAUUCUAGUCAGUCAUAAUGCAAAUGUUGAAGCUGAGGAUAAUCGUCAUGUUUCUCCUCUUAUUAUUGCUUUUAGAAAAGGACAUCUCAAAGUUGUGAAAUACAUGGUACGACAUGUUCAGCAAUUCCCUAAUGAUCAGGACUGUUAUCGUUUUUUAACCACUGUUUCGGAUAAGGUUCAUUUUUUCAUUUUUAUUCAUUUUUUCUUCAUUUAUUUGUUUUUUAUUGGAGGCCAAGGAUUUAUUUUUCCCUCCUUUAAGGAGUUGUUGACCAAAUGUCGUCAGUGUAUUGAGGUUAUAGUUGCUGCAAAGGAUCGUCAAGCAGAUCAAGCCAAUCGCGCUGCUGAAACUCUACUUCAACUUAUAGCAAAAGAGGUCAAGAUGAAGAAUUGUUGUUGCCUUUCCGACUGCCGAUCUUAA